This is a messenger RNA of Lepisosteus oculatus (spotted gar), 8588 nucleotides long. RefSeq names its product calmodulin regulated spectrin-associated protein family, member 2a (gene camsap2a). Gene Ontology annotation, biological process: cytoplasmic microtubule organization; neuron projection development; negative regulation of microtubule depolymerization. Gene Ontology annotation, molecular function: spectrin binding; calmodulin binding; microtubule minus-end binding. The record is from RefSeq and is a predicted model, not a curated record. Lineage: Eukaryota; Metazoa; Chordata; Actinopteri; Semionotiformes; Lepisosteidae. Gene Ontology annotation, cellular component: microtubule minus-end.
GCGCACUGGGCGCGCUCCCUAAUAGAGACAGUGCGGCAGGAAAACCGCAGCAAGCAGGGGAAGACAGAUUGAAUAGGAAAAGAGGAUACGUAAAAAGCCAAAGGGAAAAAAAAAAAACAUGGAAAUGAAAGAGAAAUGUCUGUGCUGACGAAGUGCAUCGCGUGUAGGAUGGGAACCUGAUUUCCCUAACCCGACCAUUUUUUCCAGAUUUUUUGCGAAUUUUCCUUAAAUCUCAACAAUCCAGAGGGCAAUGCCAGAGAAGGGAUGAAAAUUACAAGGAUAUACUGCUGCUGCCUUGGUUCGCUCACCGGAUCGUCUACGCAAAAUCAGAUGGAGAUAUAACCGAAGAAUCCAUUUAUACAGCUACAUAGGCCUAAACAUUUGAUUUUCUGUUGUUUGGAUAGGAGGGAAGUAACUGGAAUUUAAAAAGCAAACGAAGUCAAAUUUGGUGCAUUAAAUUCCAUUGGAAGGAUGUCAUCCACGUCCAUUGCUUGAUAGUUAUCGGUUUCGGAAGACGGGUAUCGACGCUUCAAGGUGUUAGUAUGGGUGAUGUAGCUGACAGCAAGGAGAUUAAAAAGACUUUUAUUGUUCCAGCCAUAAAAGCGUUUGAUCAUUACGAUUUUACCAGAGCUAAAAUAGCUUGUAGUCUGACAUGGCUGGUCGCCAAAGCCUUUGGGACAGACAAUGUUCCAGAGGACCUCAAAGAGCCGUUCUACACAGACCAGUACGACCAGGAGCACAUCAAGCCCCCAGUGGUCAACCUGCUCCUGUCUGCAGAGCUCUAUUGCCGUGCUGGGAGCCUGAUUCUGAAGAGUGAUGCCGCCAAGCCCCUUUUAGGACAUGAUGCUGUCAUUCAAGCCCUUGCACAGAAGGGCCUGUAUGUCACAGACCAGGAGAAACUGGUCACCGAAAGGGACCUGCGCAAGAAACCCAUUCAAAUGAGUGCACACUUAGCCAUGAUAGACACUCUGAUGAUGGCAUAUACGGUGGAGAUGGUGAGCGUGGAGAAGGUUGUGGCAUGUGUACAGCAGUAUUCACCUUUUUUCCCCGACUCCGAUAUGCCCUACGAUACUGAGGAUGCUGUUACAAGCUGGAUUAAUAAGGUAAAUGAACACUUGAAAGACAUAAUCAUUCAGGAGCAGAAGAUGAGAGAAUCCCAGUGUUCAGACAUCGCUGGAGGUCCAAGGUCUCCAACCAAAUGGUAUUGGAAACUGGUUCCUGCCCGCUACAGGAAGGAGCAGGCACUGCCAAAACAGAUGCCAUGCAUUCCCCCUGUGGACAACUUACUGAAAGACAGCACUGAUGGCAGUGCUCUGGCUGCUUUGAUCCAUUUCUACUGCCCAGAGAUUGUGAAGCUGGAAGAUAUAUGCCUGAAGGAGACCAUGUCAUUGGCAGACAGCCUUUACAAUCUACAGCUGAUUCAGGAGUUCUGUCAGGAGAAUCUGAACCGUUGUUGCCACUUCACACUGGAAGAUAUGCUCUAUGCCUCCUCCUCGAUAAAGAAUAACUACCUUGUCUUUAUGGCAGAGUUGUUUUGGUGGUUCGAAGUGGUGAAGCCAUCUUUUGUGCAGCCUCGUGUUGUAGAUACUGAAGCAUCACAGCCAGUCCAUUCCUUGCGAAACAUGCCUUCGGUUCCCAUUUCAAAUGCCACAAAGAGAAGCUUUAUUGAGAGCCCUUCCAGCUCUGACCAGCCCAGUCUGCCCUUGUCACCAUCAGAGUCUCUCAUGUCUGUCAGACACACACAACCACAGUCUCAGCCUCCUGUUUCAGGUGUGAUGAAAAGAUCAACUUCAAUGUCUUACGUGGAUGGUUACGUUGGAACGUGGCCAAAGGAAAAACGGUCCUCAGCUCAUGGAGUAUCCUUUGAUAUUCCUUUUGAUAACGAAAACACUAUGCAGACUCCCACUGCCCCCAGCAGAGGGAUGACCAGGUCUAUCAGCACUGAAGGUCUGGGUUUCAAAGUCCAUCAGAUGCCCAAGAAUCUGAUUAAAAGAAACCUCUCCUUCCAGCCUGUGAAUGGACAGAAGGAAAAAGAGGGCAUUGAGGAGGAGGAGUGCCCAGAGAGCCUCACAGGCACAGAACUAUCCAGCAAGCAUUCAGGGAGAGGUAAUAACAUCAGGAAUCAGCAUGGACUUUCAAAUGGGCCAGUCAUGGAUGGACAUGGUAAUCUCACAGGGACUCCAAGCAUUGAGGAAGCUUUGAAAAUCAUUCACAACACAGAAAAAACACAUACACUCCUCCAGUCGGAUAAAGUGAACAAUGGAUUUUUCCUCCAUUGUCAGGAUUUAGAGGAUUCAAGUUCACAGCCCAAGCUAGAGGAAGCAGGUAUAGAUUCUGUUACAGAGAUAAAAGGAGCCAUGAGCCCCGACACGACCGAGGUGGACACUGGGAUUCAUGUGCAGACGGAGGAUAUUCAGGAAACCAUGGACGAGGACUCAUCUCUAAGAGACUACACUGUGAGCAUGGAUUCAGAUAUGGACCAUGACUAUGAAUUAAAAGCCGGCAACCCGAGGGAAAUGAUAAGCCCCUGUCCUAGCUCAUUAAGUGCGAAGUCUCAGGCCGGUAGUACUGCAUCCUCAAGUUCAGGGAUCAAGAUGACCAGCUUCGCAGAACAGAAGUUCAAAAAACUGAAUAACGUCGACGGCAGGAGCAGUGGAAGCAGCUCUCAGAAGACCACUCCUGAGAGUUCAGAACUCAACAUCCCGCACAUGGUGGCCUGGGCUCAAACUCCGGAGGAGAGCCCGGUCAGACAAACAGGGAGGGAUCCCACGCAGCUGUUGGCGUCCGAGAUGGUUCAGCUGAGGAUGAAGCUGGAGGAGAAACGCAGGGCGAUCGAAGCCCAAAAGAAAAAGGUGGAGGCAGCCUUUACAAGGCACAGGCAGAGGAUGGGGAGAACAGCAUUCCUGACGGUGGUGAAGAGAAAAGGAGACGGUACCUCACCCCUGAGGGAAGAGGCUGCCGGUUCAGAAGACGAAAAGCUGUCCACCGACAGCCAGCCUUUCAAAACGGCUGACGAUAACAACCUAAGGCCUGAGAAGUGUAAAACAGACAUCACGGAUAGCAUGGACCAAGCUCAGAACCGAUGGCUGAAGUCACCCAAUGAUGAGAACUUAGGGGAAGUAGACCUGGUGGAGUACACCAAAUCCAUUGAAAAGCUAAAUGCCUCUCUGAACUUCCUGCAGCAGGAGAUGCAGCGCUUGGCCCAGCAGCAGGAGGUCAUCAUGCAGAUGCGAGAGCAGCAGGCAUGGGUAAUUUCGCCUCCCCAGCCCUCGCCACAGAAACAAAUCCGGGAUCUCCGCACUGCCACCCGUUCCACUGGCUCCUUGUCACCCGUCUUGUCCUCGGGAGACUCGCCUCGUACCUCCCAUCGGUCCCCGACAAGCAUAAAGAGAAAGUCGGCCUCUUUCCACUCAAAGACCCCCAGGACUCCGCGGCCAAAUGAACUAAAAAUCACACCUUUCAACCGCAUUUUAACCCCCCCCCAGUCGGUGGAUAGCCUCCCUCGCCUUCGGAGGUUUUCUCCCAGCCAGACCCAAACCAGCUCUUUUGUGUGUCUCGGACAUGAUUCCAGACCAUCCUCUGAGACUGAGGCCAGGGAGAAGGAUGCUGCUGAAAGACUGAAACCAGACCAUUCUUUUCCAAAAGAAGGGUCAGAGAAAGGGGUGGAAGCCGAGCCACCCUCUACAGCCGAGGAACCCAAGGAAAAACCAACAAAAGAGAGGGAAGAAGAGGAAAGAGAGAUAAAGCCUUUAGAAUCCACUGUUUCAGAAGUGCUAUCCCAGCCAAUAACAGAGACAUUUAUAGUUACCCCCACUGAAAACCCGGGUGAUGUUCUUGGGCAGAGCACCAAGAGCUUGAUUGAAGUUCCAUUAUCAAUACUUAAGCCUCUGGAGGGACAAGAAUUAGAAGAUCAUGGAGAGGGGGAAGUCAGUGGAGAAGUCUAUGAUGAAGAUCAGAAGAUGUGCUGUGGUUUCUUUUUUAAGGACGACCAGAAGGGCGAAGACGAUAUGGCAGUGAAGCGGGCGGCACUGCUGGAGAAGAGGCUGAGGAGAGAGAGGGAGACCCAGCAGCGGAAGCAGCAGCUGGAGGCCGAGAUGGAACAGAAGAAAGAAGAGGCCCGGAUUAAAGCAGAAGAAGAACGUCAGAAGAAGGAGGAUGAGAAAGCACGCAGAGAGUUCAUUAAGCAGGAGUACCUUAGGAGAAAGCAGCUCAAACUAAUGGAAGACAUGGACACCGUGAUUAAGCCACGUCCUGCCAGCUCCAAACAGAAGAAACCUCGCCCAAAAUCUGUCCACAGAGAUAUCAUGGAAUCUCCCAAAACCCCUGCCAGGGCUCCGGCAGGUUCACGUCCUCGUGUUUUUUCAGUCUCCAGCCUCUCUCUGGCCUCGCUGAACUUGGCGGACACUGACAGCGUGCAGUCAGGCAAGAGAACCCCCAGAAGCAGUGACAUAGCCUCAGGAAACCUAUACUACUUAUUGAAAUCUACUAAACUGAAAAACACAAGGCCUGAGUCAGCAGAUGGUUUUUUAUCACCGUGUCGAUCGGGCAGUCGCAAUGGAGAGAAGGAUUGGGAAAAUGGUUCUACAACAUCUUCUGUGGCUUCCAACACAGAAUAUACAGGCCCAAAGCUUUACAAAGAGCCUAGUGCAAAGUCUAAUAAGCACAUUAUCCAGAAUGCCUUGUCUCACUGCUGUCUAGCUGGCAAGGUCAAUGAAGGUCAAAAGAAUAAAAUAUUGGAGCAAAUGGAGAAGUCGGAGGCCAACAACUUUUUGAUUCUGUUCCGGGAUUCUGGCUGCCAGUUCAGGUCAUUGUACACAUACUGCCCGGAGACAGAGGAGAUCAACAAGCUGGCAGGAAUUGGCCCCAAGUCCAUCACCAGGAAGAUGAUUGAGGGUCUGUACAAGUACAACUCUGACAGGAAGCAGUUCAGCCAUAUCCCUGCUAAGACCAUGUCUGCAAGUGUUGACGCCAUUACCAUUCACAGCCACUUGUGGCAGACCAAGAAGCCCGUCACACCUAAAAAAGUUUUGCCUUCCAAGUCUUAGAAGACUGAACUUUCGCUCUGUUUUUUUAAUUAAAACAUUCACAUUCAACUUGCACUUCACAUUAAAUAUCCAUUUGGAUUAGGCUUCGUUGCUGCCAAUGGACAAAUAAAACAAUGUUAUUGUUUUCAGCUUUUCUUUUUCUCCUGUUUUUUUUCCUUAGUUCAAACUGGACACCAAACUCUGCUGUCAUUAUGCACAACUGGAAUGUAAAACACUUAAACGUAUUAUGUGCAAAUCACUGAUGUAUUUCAGUAAAAAAAGAUCAUCCAAUACUGGGUAAUUUUAUUAAAGCACGUGUGUGUAUGGUUUUGUAUGUGCCAAGAGAAAGUAUGGAUGCCAUGAUUUAAUUUGGUACACUGAAGCACUGAAUGUUAAUCAUAUGUAUAGAAUGAAUUUGUCAUAUUUCUUAUCAUUUGUGGCCUUAGACUUAAUUUCAUAUGUGAUGGCUCUAAGUUUUCUGUGGGGCUACUUCAUGAAAGAUUUUUGUACACCAGUGUUUUCUUAUUUUUGGGAGUAGAAACACAAUUUUGUCACCCAAGUCAAAAUGUGAGAAAAAUGGAAAGUGUUACAGUGUUCUAAGGAAAAUAAUGAUGUAUUAGGUUACUUUUCCAAUAAAAUGUCGAUUGAAUGCAAAGCAAGUCACUACAUAGGUAUUUACUAGUUUAUAACAAAUGGCAAAAGCACCAGACUCAACAAAACAUUUUUUGUUAUUGACAUAUUUUCUUAACAGUAUUGCACAGUGUGCUUCAGGAAAAACGCAAAGGCUUGUUUGUAUAUAUUUUUUCUGUAGAAAAUAGGGCAGACAAGCUAAUCAUUGACUGAUUACAUACCUUUAUUGUUGAAACUUCUUGUCCUCUAAAAAUGGACUCAAAACCUCCUUUACUGUUUCAGAAGACGUUUCCUGACAUGUUUUCUUCAGAGAGUUCAGUAUUAGAAACUCAUGCUUAGCUUGGUUUAUUUAUAAUCACCAAAAAUAUCUACUAUAUAUAUGUUGAAUAAUGCAGAGUAGCUAAUGACUUCAUUUUCUAGAACAUACAAAUCGAUUAGAAAAAUAUGACUUAUUUAAAUGUGGCAAACGUCACUUGUCUCAAUGAACAGUCUAAUUUCAGGCAGGACAAGAAGGCUAGACUCUCCUGCCUUAAUCAUAACAAUUGUUAGUUUUAGAAAAAUAUAACUAUAGAUUUCAUAUUCUGUCUAUUGAGACUAGUUUUAUCAAUUAGCGUACGGUUGUAAAUACGUUUUUAAUUCAAUGCGAUUCAUGAAUAUUGAAGUACAUUUCCAACUUUCUUCCUGACUGCUAUUAUCAAUUGCUCAUUAAGAGACUUGCAGUAGAUCACAUUAGGAUGCCAUGUUUCAUUUUUAAGGGUUGUAUUUACCAGUGAUUAUUUAGCAGUGUUUUUUUUUUCUUUACUGGUUGAAGAAAAAUUAUGUUCUUUUAUAUCUGCUUCCAUGAAAAUGUGUAUACUGUGUAUAUUUUGGGCAUACAAGGUGUUACAUUACUGAAGAACCUUGGCAUGAACCUUUACCAUGUAUGCAAAAGUGACAUUCCUUGUUCUUUUUUUAGUGAAGUCUUCCAGAAAAGACUUAAUAAUGGUGGGUAUUUGGAAAUGGGGUUUAAUAAAUGUCUUAUGAGGCUUGAAAUUAAAGAAGGAUUACAGUUAAUUCACUUCCUUAUGUCUACAAGGUCAUCUUUUUUAUACCAUACUACAAAACACUAACCUAAUCUUUGUUGAAACUUACUCAUAAUGCUUUAUUUUAAAAUGCAGACAGUAAAAAAGCACUUUUUACUAUAGUUUUGGGGAUAUCACUCAUGUGAAAGGCCUGAAAAACAGUAGUCUCUUAAUCUAAGAUCUUUAUGGAGAAAUGAUUGUUGCGUCUUGGAGUGAAUUCUGUAAAGGUUUUUGCUCUCUCUUUAUCCAUCUGUAGUGUAACCUUUUUUUUAUUUUAAACUGAGUCCAGACUUUGCUGGUCAUGCAGGUUUUACAAUUUGAUGUCAUCUUUGUUAAUAUAUAAAUCUAAUUUAUUUUCAGUGUGUAUAUUUGUUAAAACUGUACAAAAAAGAUGAUUUUCAUCUUAAAGAAUAAUGAGAGAUGUGCCUCCAGAAUAAAAGUGGAAAGUUUUAUCAUUGGCUUCUCCAUUCUCUCUGCAUGAACAAGAUAAAGAUAUGUAUUUCACAAAAAUAAAAAAUGUAUAAAUACAUGUGUAUAUAAAACUGAAUGAGGGACUAAAAUGCAUAUACAUUCUGCCUAUAGAUAUGUAACAGAUUUCCAUUGUCAAGACCAGAUGUAGACAUUGACAGAUUUCAGAUUUACAUUAAACAAAUAUCGGCUGAAUAUCCCAUUAUUGAAAAAGAUUAAAUGCAUUAAAAUGAUAACUAAGAAAUUUUAGUUUUAUGUUAUUUUUUCUUUGAAAUUUAAAAUUCAAGAUAGUGCUUGUCACCACAGAUUAAAUACAUUCCCUGUGUUUAACAUCCUGGUAAUUAUGCUUUGUAAUAGGAAAGUCCUUGUAAACAAUAUGGUAGAUGAAUUUAUGUAUGGCACUUUCUAUUUGAGAAAUUUCUUUAUUUUCUCACUUGCACCAGGAAAGAUAACUUUUUCUUACCAGAAGGGCAUCACAUAGCUUCACUUGUAAUUAUUUCCUGUGUUUUGAUUGCAUGUAGUAAACUUUUAAUGAUAGAAUUUGAGAUUUGUAAUUUGUAGCUAAUGUAUGAAAUGCUUGUGAAUAAAUUCAUAUUUUACUAUUUAACAGUUUUUGGGAAGAAAAAAGGAUAGUUUACACAGUUUCAUUUUAAAACGUGUACAUUAAGCCAGUUCAGAAUAUGCUGGAAAAAUAAAAAGUGCCAUAUGUAACAAUCCAUACAUAUUGACGUGACUGGGGUUUGACUAUUCCUUUUUUAUAAUUGCUUUCAUUUUUCUUUCUCAUCAAAUUAAGAUUCAGUGGCAUUCCUUUGUAAAAUGUCUAAAGGUAGAAUGUGCCUGACUAUUUCUUAGUGUAUUGGUAGAGAAUUGUUACUGUAUGGUAUAUAACUAUGAAUACUUUUCUUUCUUUUCUAAGCCUGCUAGUUUUAUAAAACUAUUUAAUCACUUUUAGUUUUGUAGGUUACCAGAAAACCUUAUGCAGGUGGCAGAUCAGAUUUGAAUGUCUGUCUCUAACACAAACACUGGUGCUUUAAUUGGGGUUUAUUUAUAGAAUUGCCAAACAAGCAGUUGUAUGUGUUUCGUGGACAAAUAUAAAAGCAGCAGUUAUAUUGGUUAUUGAAGCCUUUUGGGUUUCAUGAUGUAGAAGAGGUAUUAUUUUUAAGACAGCUGUUAUAGUUGUCUAAUUUGGCUGUUUCAAGCCAAACUGAAUAGCUAUUUAAUUGUAAAACGGGCACUGUUGAUUAUUGUACAGUGUAUUGUGUGCUAAUCUGUCCACCUUGAUGGAGCAUUGCUUCCAUUUUUCAGACGCUGUGCUGUCCCUAUAUUGUCAACAUAUUGCUGAAGUAACAUGUAGUUAUUUUUUUUUCUUUUGCAUCAAAUAAAAUGAAGCAUGGCCUCAAAAGGA